AAGGAAAAAGGAUUGUGGGUUAGAUGGAUAACUACAAAUAGAGACAUCCUAUUUGAAAGGGAUGGAUUUAAUGAAGAUUGCUGGCCUUCUUGGACUUUGGAAGCACUACAUGAAGAAAGAGAACUACUCUCCCAGGCACGAUGUAAGACAUAAAGUUAUCCUAGAAUUAUCUCUCACCCUCUCUCACAAGAGGAAGUGGUGAACCUUGUUAAUUGGUUGCAUAACGGCUACUUGUGUGGGUUACGUAUCAAAAGACUUUUGAAUGGGAGCUUCCCCUCCUGUGAUUUGCAUCAGUGACUAAGUCCAGCUCAAUGGAUGUGGUGCGGAUGACCCUACAACCCGAGGCUUGUACUUCAAGGGAAAAGCGAUAAAACUGUGACCUCAAUCUUGAGGAAUUCUGCAAUACUUGGACGGUUCGUUGUGAUGAAUAAAUGGAUUCUACAUUUAAACAUUCUUCCCUGACUCAUACAAAAGAUGCAACGUCAGUUUAGUGUGGGGGUGUUGUUGUUUAAAAUGUUUCUGCCCACUCCCUCGCAAGAGGGCGCAAACGCCAUCGCACCCGGCUCGGUCUGUGACUAAAGCUGGCAAUAAACGCCAACCCACCUCCCAGAGUGAUUGGUUAAACACGAUGUCAAUCUAAACCACGGCCCCCAUAACCCCUCCUUUAAAUGUAGUGUCGGGCAACAGGUGAGACACUCGACCAGGUAUCACCAAGGAGUUAUUUCCUUGUUUUAAAAAAGUGGAAUAAAGUACCAAAGAACUUUUGUACAAUUGAAAGAUCUCUUUUCAAGUGAAAAUGGGGUGCUUUACAUUUGUGAAGGUUAUGAUGAUUCUUUUCAACCUCUUCAUCUUUCUUGCAGGAGGAGCCUUGUUGGGUGUUGGAAUAUGGGUUAGUGUGGAUGGAACCUCUUUCGUAAAAGUAAUUGGCUCCAUAUCUUCUCAAGCAAUGCAAUUUGUCAACAUUGGUUACUUCUGCAUCGUAGUUGGUGCUAUCUUAGUUAUCCUUGGAUUUCUGGGAUGUUGUGGAGCACAGAAAGAAAGUAAAUGCCUGUUAAUGCUGUUCUUCGUCAUUGUUCUUAUAAUCUUUAUUGCUGAGGUUGCUGCUGCUGUUGUGGCUCUGGUGUAUUCUUCCUUCGCAGAAAGUCUUCUCCGUGCCUGGGUUACUCCAAUACUGAAGAAUGACUAUGGAAAACAAAAAGAUGUGACUGGAAUCUGGAACACUACAAUGAGUGAACUGAAGUGUUGUGGCUUUACCAACUACACAGAUUUUUCUGAUUCCUAUUACUUCAGUAAGAACAAUGCUACCUACCCACAGUUCUGUUGCAAUGCAACAACUGUUUGUAAUGAAGCUGCAGCAUCUAGCAGCAAAGUACAGGGAUGUUUCCAACAACUCUUCGACAUUCUGAAAGAAAAUGCUAACAUUGUUGGUGGGAUUGCUGCAGGAAUUUGUGCACUAGAGAUUGCUGCAAUGGCAGUGUCAAUGUAUCUGUACUGCAAGAUUGAUGGAAAGUCUUACGGAUGAGAGCCAACAUAUUGCAAAUUUCUACCUUAAGUUGUCUGGGGAGUGUGAUGAAACUUCAGAUUUAUGAAAGCUAGCACAAUUGUUUGAUGGUACUUGGAGUUGAAUGUCUUCAGACACUUAGCUUAGCACUUUGUAUUGGCACCUAGUAAAUUCUUAUCAACCUCCAAGCAUCUGUUCACAAUGGAUGUGCAGGAACCUUUCAGAGGCAAAAUAUUCCUUGCUGACAUGAAUGUAUUAAUUGCAUUUGUCUUAUUGCACUAAGUGAAAGUACCUCAGUUUUCCCAUAACUUAAGUUUCUCUGAACUGGAAAUGAGGUAUGAAUACAAAUGUUUUAAUUUUUUGUACUUUUGGAAUUUGUCAGUUUGAUUUAAACAGUGGCUGCCAUGUUUAGAUUUAGUAGGGCAAGGGAGAGGAUUAGUAGUUUUCCUUUAUGCUGCAACCAUGGGCUAUACCCAAGUCAAGUUUCUGACCUCUGUACCAAGGGCUAAAAUCUUUUAAUUUUGCCCACAUUUUGAUACACUUAUUCACAUCAGCACUUUACAAACUGCAAAUAGUAUCGUGGAAAUUUUUUAUACACUUUUCUGAAAGGUAAUUUGUAUUCAGCAGUGUAAACUUGUCUCUUUUUAUUGCCCUACCUAAUUUGUAGGUAGGGCAAGACUACAACUUGAAUAUGUUGUGUGCAUAGUCUUGACAAUGUCUAUUAGUCUUUUGUUGUCUAUUGAACUGGAUGAUUGAUCCUCUAAAGGAUAAAGCCUCUGCUUUGUAUAGAACAUCAGAUAAUCAGUCUUUGUAUUCAUAAUUAUGACCUUAGCAUAACUUUCAAUGAAGUUGAUUUUGUAUAAAUCAUGGUACUUGGAAAUCUUUUAAUAAAUUAUAAACUAAUAAA
Molecule: messenger RNA, 2408 nt
Organism: Pristis pectinata (smalltooth sawfish)
Lineage: Eukaryota; Metazoa; Chordata; Chondrichthyes; Rhinopristiformes; Pristidae
Product: tetraspanin-1
Exons: 8
Coding region: 797-1522 (241 amino acids)
Cellular component (GO): membrane
Source: RefSeq, a predicted model, not a curated record